Messenger RNA from Bicyclus anynana (squinting bush brown), 2214 nucleotides. RefSeq names its product UDP-N-acetylglucosamine--dolichyl-phosphate N-acetylglucosaminephosphotransferase (gene Alg7). NCBI's taxonomy places the organism in Eukaryota, Metazoa, Arthropoda, Insecta, Lepidoptera, Nymphalidae. Gene Ontology annotation, biological process: dolichol-linked oligosaccharide biosynthetic process; protein N-linked glycosylation. Bases 219 to 1445 code for a protein of 408 amino acids. The transcript is spliced from 5 exons. Gene Ontology annotation, cellular component: membrane. Gene Ontology annotation, molecular function: UDP-N-acetylglucosamine-dolichyl-phosphate N-acetylglucosaminephosphotransferase activity. The record is from RefSeq and is a predicted model, not a curated record.
AGCGUCACUGUCAGUGUCAUCCGUCAGCCGGUCACAGAUCAUCAAAAAUAUAAAUUUAUUUAUUUAAUUUACAAAGUUUUGAACUAUCAAAUUAAUAAAUAAAUAGUGUUAUCAAUUUAUUAGCACAUUUUUACAUACUUUUUAAUCCAAGGAAUGCCAUAAAAAAUAAUAUGAAAUCAUAUUAUGAGUAGUAAGAAUAAAUUGUAUCACUCAGUAUCAUGUGGUCUUUAGUGAUUUUAAUACUUUUAUCAUUAUUUGCGUAUAUUUUAACUGAUGAGUUAAUAUAUAAGCUACAAAGUUUAUUCAUAAAUGCAGGCUUAUUUGGCAUAGAUUUAUGUAAAGUUUCUAAAGAGAAAAUUUAUUUUCAUUUUAGCCCAGAAGCUAUUGGAGUUAUUUCAGGAUGUGUUUUUUUAAUAACAAUAUUAUUAUUUAUUCCAAUAGGCUUUGGAUACAGCCUAAUGGAUAGAGGAAAUUUUCCGCACCAUGAGUUUGCAGAACUGUUAGCUGCUCUACUAUCAAUAUGUUGUAUGUUACUGCUAGGAUUUGCAGAUGAUGUGUUGAAUUUAAAAUGGAGAUAUAAACUGCUAUUGCCAACCAUUGCAUCGCUACCAUUACUUGUGGUGUAUUAUGUCAACUUUAAUUCUACAACAUUUAUUAUACCAAUACCUCUACGCCAGUUCUUUGGGAUAUCGGUGAAUAUAGGUUUUCUUUAUUACAUUUAUAUGGGAAUGUUGGCAGUAUUUUGCACUAAUGCAAUAAAUAUUCUAGCUGGAAUAAAUGGCCUUGAAGUUGGACAAUCAGUCAUUAUUGCUUUGUCAAUAAUAUUGUUUAACAUUAUUGAGUUGAGAGGUGAUCAGUACAAAGCUCACAACUUUUCACUACAUAUAAUGAUUCCAUAUCUAGCCACAACAUUGGCUUUAUUAAAACAUAAUUGGUACCCUUCAAAAGUUUUUGUAGGAGAUACAUUUUGCUAUGUUUCUGGCAUGACAUUUGCAGUUGUGGGUAUCCUCAGCCAUUUCAGUAAAACAGUCUUAUUGUUUUUUCUGCCACAAAUUAUCAACUUUUUAUAUUCUGUUCCUCAACUUUUCCAUAUUGUACCAUGCCCUAGACACAGACUUCCUAAAUAUAGUGCAGAAACUGACUUGUUGCGAGCUAGCAGAACUGUUGUUUUAAAAAAGGACAUGCCAUUAUUGACUAAAGUAGUUCUACGAAUUUUUACAUCACUUAAAUUAGUAGAUAAAGUAGAAGAUAAAGAUGGUGUAAUAUUAAAUAACAUGACAUUGAUAAACCUGGUUUUAAUCAAGUUAGGGCCAAUGUCAGAAGUCCAAUUAACGAAAACUUUGUUAGUUUUUCAAAUUUUUUGCACGUGUAUAGCAUUUUUAAUUAGAUACCCUAUGGCCUCUUAUUUUUACGAUUUAAAUAUAUAUAAUAAUUUUGUUUCCUAAUACAUAUAUACAGGGUGCUCGGGAGUAUUUCCUAUAACUCUAGGGUUAUAUUUUUUAACAAAAUUAAUUAAAAAUGUCCAAGGAACAUGCAUUCUGAAAUGAAUAUUUUUGGUGUAAAAAAUAUUUCUUUUGUAAAUAGAUCUUAUAUUGUGUCCUAAUAAUGCAUCCUUAUAUUAUGACCUAGCCAAACUUAUUCAUUGAUAAAUAUCAUGAAGUAGCUUACUAGUGAAUGCCAGUUGUGAUAACUGGUUGAUAUCAACAGUCUUACCACUACAAUUACGGAUUUUAAAAGGCAAGUAUAGAUUAAGGCGUGUGUUACAUAGAUAGUCGGAAUUAUUUGAAUUACUUUGUAUGAAAACCUAGAAAGUUUUUUUUAUUACUUGAAAAAAAAAAUAGUUAUGCAGUUUGUCUCCUAUCAGUGGACUUGUUAACGUCUUGAAGUUAUGGGAAUACUCCCGAGCACCCUGUAUAUAUAAUAUUUUUAUACAUUAAGUAAGUAACCAAAUAAUUUAAUAUUUGCAAUAUAUUUAGUAAAAUCUCAAAAUUUUAAUAAUGUUUGGAGAGGCUUAACAAUUUGAAACAAAUCUGUUUUGUUUCAGAGAACAUAUUAUUUGAUGUUAAUUAUUAAUUAAGACUACAGUAGAUUUAUCAAAAAUUAUGUUAUCUAUAAGAAUUUCAUUUAAAAUAUACCUAAGUAAGAAUAUUAUAUUAAUGGAUUUUAAGACCAAAAAUGUGCUGUGUAUAUAUGUCAAAAUAUAUAUUGAAUGAU